This is a messenger RNA of Mugil cephalus (flathead mullet), 5513 nucleotides long. It is a transcript of the gene plxnc1, whose product is annotated as plexin C1. Gene Ontology annotation, biological process: positive regulation of axonogenesis; regulation of cell migration; regulation of cell shape. The record is from RefSeq and is a predicted model, not a curated record. Gene Ontology annotation, molecular function: protein binding; semaphorin receptor activity. Gene Ontology annotation, cellular component: semaphorin receptor complex. The transcript has 31 exons. Lineage: Eukaryota; Metazoa; Chordata; Actinopteri; Mugiliformes; Mugilidae. Bases 450 to 4988 code for a protein of 1512 amino acids.
UUGAUUCGCUAACUGAAUGGAGGUGGAAAUAUCCUCGUCACAGCUUUUUGUUCCUCUUGAGAUGGAUACCAUGUAAACUACUGAAGGCUGAUUUAUAGAACGUUUGCCAGCUGUCAUUGAUUUUGUAAUGGUUAUCUUCAACAUUCACAGUUUUUUUUUUUUUAUUUAACUGAAGCUGUGUGGACUUUAAGACCAAUAUUAGGGUGACAAAUGGGGCUGAGUGAAAAUAGUGAUGCUGCUUUGUCAUCAUAUAUCAGAAUUAUUUAGAAUGUCUGCUGGUUUUAGUUUCUUUCAGCGCGCUGCCUCCUCCCACUUUCAGCACUUCUCUUUUCAGAGUCGCGCUGCGCUUUUACGCGCGGCUCUAGAGACGCAGUGAUCAGAGAUCAGAGCGCUAUGCAGAGCUUCAUUGUCUGAGGGAAUCCAGCCAGAGCUGGCACCGUUGCUGGAAAAUGAUCCUGCUGCUCGGUCUGCUUUGUAUUCUCUGGGGAGAACAGGGUCGGUGUCUGGAGGAGGAUGGAGGAGGUUUCGCCUUCGAUGGAGACAUCCGCCACUUUUCAGUGGCCAACAACACGGUUUAUAUCGCUACAGGGGAGAAGCUGUACCAGCUGAGCCACAACCUGACUCUGAUCCACAGUCUGACCCUGAGAGGAAUCUUGAUGCUCGGUAAAGAACCGAAGUAUGAUAAGUUUGACCGAGUCUCUGAGAAGACUUUCUGGAACGCAACUUUCAGCAUCAACUUAUUAUUACCAUUUGUUAAGAAUGGCGCUCAGAUCAUCUGCGGUGUGACUGACAAUGAGUGUGGUGGUUACUGCGAGGUUCUGGACCUGAAGAACAUCUCUAACCUUCUGUACAAAGAACACAUCCAGGUGGGGCCACUGAGACGGAACAGCCCGUUCGUCGGUAUUCUGGUGGAUGUCAAGAAGAAUCCAUCUCAGACAGAGACUUAUAUUCUGACCGCGAUGCAGCCCGAUAAGAGCAAGUGCUCUUCUGAUGCUGAGACCAUCAACCUUCAAAAUGCGGAUCACAAAGACCAGACAAGUGUAUUUUCUGUAACUGAUGGAUCAUCAGGCACACCUACGAUCAAAAAUAAAGGCGAUGUGGAGUUUGUGGACGGAUUUCAGAUCAGUUCGAUCAUCUAUCUGCUCUCCAACGUAAGAAGUGACGCUAACAUCAACAAAGUCCGUCUCAUUUGGCUUGAAGGCGAAAGAAGUAAAACCCAAACUCUCAAGUCUCUACGGGGAGCGACUCUCAGUGUCUCUGAUGAUGAAGGCAGCAGACUUCUGGCCUCCUCGGUCAUCCCAGGUGGACAGACGGUUCUUUGGAGCGGAGUGUUCAGUGUGGACGGAAAACAAAGCAACACUGAGCUGGUGGUGUUUGACAUCAGUCCUGAUCUCAGUUUAGACAACGAUAAGGAUCCAGACUUCCACUAUGUGGAUAGUCCCAACAAGAACCAGCCUAAGACUCUUAAACCAGAGGCAGUUCUCUUCAGGCAGCCCUACAUGACCUCUGUGCUGGCAGUGAGGCAGAAGACAUGGAUGGUUUUCUUCAUUGGUACAGGAGAUGGACAGCUCAUUAAGCUUGCUGUGGACAGGAACUAUCACCCUGCUUGUCCCACGGUGCUCUACAGGGCCAGUGACGACCGCCAAGUGUUUCCCAAAAUACAACUGGAUCCAGUGGAUCAGAAACAUGUCUACGUGCCAUUUAGAAACCAGAUGAAGCGUGUGUCUGUAUCAAAGUGCAGCACAUACACAAAUGUACAGGAGUGUUUGUCUACACAGGAUCCACACUGUGUCUGGUGUGGCUCUAAACAAAGGUGCACAUUUGAAGACGACUGCCAAGAUUCUGACUGGUUAUCUAUUCCUGAUGAUUCCACAGAGAAAAUUUCUCACAAAGUUCUAAAGAACCCCAGUGGAGAGAUCACACUAAAGAUCCAGACCCACCUAACUGUCAACUGGACAGAGGAUAACUUUGCCUGUGAAAUCUUUCUAUCAUCUGGAGAACGUUGUCCACAAAAUAGUCGUCCUUUGUUCCCACAUUGCACCUGCAACCUAUCCCAUGGCUCAAUUCCUGCUGACGGCCUGGAUGUCACUGUAAAGAUGAGACUUGGGAAGACGAACCUUUCAGAGCGUCUGAAGCUAACCAACUGCUCUGACAUCAGUGGACCUCCAACUUCUGUCUUGUGUCAGCAGUGUAUCAAGGCUGGAUGUGGAUGGAACAUAAACAGAUGUUCAUGGUCUAAUGAAGGACUGGAUAAUGACAGUGUUUGUCAAAAGUUGGAGCCUGGGAUGAACUUUUCUAAGCCAGAAAUCUCCUCCAUCUCUCCCAGUGUUGUGUCUUUCUACGGUAGAAACCAUGCCUUGUUGUCAGGUCAGAACCUCAUUAAUGUGACCAGAGUGAGGAUCCAGACAGACCUGGACUGUUCUCCACAAGAAUCUCCUGUAUGGAACAAGACUGGUGUGAAUCUGACGUUCCACAUUCCCACUACAGAAAAGAAAGGUUUCGUCAAAGCAUGCGUUCUACUGCCAGAUGGCAGUUGCCACGGCAACGCUAUAAUCACCUAUCAAUCAACACCAUCCUGCACCGACAUUGUACCAAGCAGCACCUGGGCCAGUGGGAAGAGGAAGGUCAAUCUUACAGGGACCCACCUGGAGUUUGUGGAAGGAAUCACACACAGCCACGGCCAGACGGAACAACUUCCCACAAACACCAGCAGUCAGGUUUUAUCCUAUGACACACCUGCAGCUUUAAACCCUCAGACGACUUCUAACAGCACUGUGUAUUUGAAAGUAGCCAAUCAAUCCUUGGCCUGCUCCACAAAAAUAACCUACUAUCCAGACCCUGUGUUCACCACCUUCUCAUUCACAAGGACGGGGGACGGUUUCCGUGUCACCAUACAGAAAAAAGCAGAUGAACUGGAGAUGAAACCGUCAGAACUGUUAGUGUCUGGUGUUCAAGAUGGAAAGAAAUAUCCUUGCUUCAUGGAAGAGAUAGAGACCAACAACGAGACUGACUUUUUCACCUGUGACAUGAAAGACAUGAAAGACAUGAAAUUGACGCAUAUAGAGUAUUUACAGGUCAAAUAUGGAAGCCAAACAGUACAACUGUUUCAGCCCUCAUACCAUUGGUUGCUGUUCUUCCUUCUGCUGAUACCCUGUGUAAUUGUUGGGGCAGUAAUGAUCUAUCGAAGCAAACAGAAGCAGCUCACUGAUAAAAUGAACAGAAUUAUGGAAGAUCUGGAGCUCAAUAUCAGAAAUGACAUCAGACAAGGGUUUGUUGAUUUGCAGACAGAGAAAGCUGACCUAAUUGAAAAUGUAGGAGCUAUUCCUUUCUUGGACUACAAACACUUUGCUGCCAGAAUCUUUUUUCCUGAGGGCGAAACUUUGAUGUCGCUGUGCGUUAAGGACAUGGGGCAGGAUGUGGUGAAGAUUCGGCUUGAUGAGUGUUGCCAGGGUUUGUCCAAUCUGAUCCAGGACCAGCUCUUCCUCACUUCCAUGGUACACGCUCUGGAGGAGCAGAAGAGCUUCACCAUCAAAGACAAGUGUGCAUUGGCAUCUCUACUCACUGUCGCACUUCACAGCAACUUGUCGUACCUGACAGAGGUGAUGGAGGUUCUGCUGAAGGAUCUUAUACAAAAGAACAGCAACACUCAGCCCAAACUGCUGCUGAGACGCACAGAGUCCACUGUGGAGAAGCUGCUGACCAACUGGAUGUCCAUCUGCCUCUACGGCUUCCUUCGGGAAAGUGUUGGCCAGCACCUGUUCCUGAUGGUGAGCGCUCUUGCGCAGCAGAUUGCCAAAGGGCCUGUGGAUUGUGUCACUGAAAAGGCUCUGUACACGCUCAAUGAGGACUGGCUACUGUGGCAGACUCAGGACUUCAGCUCCCUGAAGCUGAAGGUGCUGUUUGCGGUGGGUAAUGAUGGGGAGUUGAGUGAACCUCUGGAGGUCAGUGCCCUCAGCUGCGACACAGUGGAGCAGGUCAAAGAGAAAAUCCUGUCCACCUUCAGGACAAAGUUCGGUUUCGCCUACAAUAUCCCACUGAGGGACAUUUGCAUUGAACAUGACAGGAACGGAUCUUUUGUUCCUCUUCAGGAGGUGGAUGCCAGCUCCGAGAUUAUUGGGGAAGUGACAAUGCUCAACACACUCAAGCACUACAAGGUCGAUGAUGGAGCCACCAUCAAAGUGCUCUCCAGGAACAGUCAUCCUCCUCUGACCGCGCAGAAAAGUGUGAAGGAUGAUCAGGACUUCUCUAGAAAAUACUUCCAUUUGAUUGAUCCUGAUGUGGUUGAGCACCAAAAAACAAACCCAGAGAAGAAGAAGUUAAACCUGAAGGAAGUUCACCUUACCAAGCUGCUGUCCACCAAGGUGGCGGUGCAUUCAUUUGUGGAGAAUCUCUUCAGGGCUAUCUGGGGGGGCAGCAGACCUCCACCUCCUGUCAAAUACUUCUUCGACUUCUUGGACACUCAGGCAAACAACAUGAAGAUAGCGGACCCAGAUGUCCUUCACAUCUGGAAGACCAACAGUUUGCCUCUGCGCUUUUGGGUCAACAUCCUGAAAAACCCUCAGUUUGUUUUCGACAUAGAGAAGACGCCGCAUAUGGACGGCUGCUUGUCUGUCAUCGCUCAGGCCUUCAUGGACUCCUUUUCCCUUAGUGACACCCAGCUAGGGAAGUAUGCACCAACCAACAAGCUCCUUUAUGCCAAAGACAUUCCCAAGUUCAAACAAGAAGUGAAGGCCUACUACAAACAGAUCAGAGACCAGUUGGCACUCAAAGACACAGAAUUCCAGGACUUCCUACAGGAAGAGUCAAAGAAACACGAGAACGAGUUUAAUGAAGCUGAAGCUCUAAAAGAGCUCUUCAAAUUUAUACAGCGCUACUUCGCAGAGAUCCAAGAGAAGCUGGUCCAGAACGGAGCCCCUGCUGAGCUGAUGGAGCAGCUACAGCACGUUAAAAACUCUUUUGAUGGACUAAAAAGCUGCUCAUGGAGCUGAGACGUCUGUCAGCCGUAUGUAUGCGAGCAGUCCAGAGGACUGAUGAGACUUUUGGACAGCAGGUGCAUUCUCCUGCUACUAACGCAGAGCUCAGGUACUCGUUGUAUUUUAGAGGAGCAGCUAAGCAUGCGGACGACGGGGAGUAGAAUUCUGCGAUAAUGAAAUGUCGUCUCAGACUUGUCCUGUCCUCACGAAACAAAGUCUGCUGGAAACUCUGAAUGUAAACCGUUUACUUUGGAAGAGCCAAAAGUGAUGAGCUGUCAGAGCAUUGUGUAACAAGAUAAUUUUCCUGGAAACCCUUUUAAAUAUGAAAGACUGUACCACGGAAAACAGCUACACACAUUAAUUCAAUAAGCCGCAUUACCAUGUGACCAUGUUAGGAUCGCAAGUCAGCAUCUCAAAUAUAGACACACACACACACACACACACAAAAUCAAAACUAACAGAAAUGUCAGGAGAUGUGAAGCAUUAUAUUUCAAAACUGUUCACAUCAAACUCAGCAAGUAUAAACGAUUGUGCAAUUUA